AUGUCAAAUGAUGCGUUAUUUUGUUUCCCAUGUCGUCACUUUGCUACUAACCUUUCAGCAUCUGGACAAACUACAGCUCAAAAAUGUUUUGUCAACUAUGGUUCUAAAUGCAAAAACUGGAAAGAAAUAAUAAAAUGUUUAGCUAAGCAUAGGAGGUAUGAAAGGCAUAUUAUUUCUACACAGCGUUGGUGUGAUUAUCAAUUAGUUCAAACAAAUAGUAAUCAUUCGGUAGCAAACCAAUUAAUUAAUUUUAGACAACAAAACAUUAAUGAAAAUAGAAAUCAUGUACACUUUUUGCUGAAGGCAGCACUUUAUUUAUCUAAACAAGGUUUAGCCUUUCGAGGCCACAUUGAUUCUGAAUCAUCAAAAAAUAAAGGUAAUUUUUUUGAAAUAUUAGAAAUGUUUGCAAGUGAUGAGAUGAAGUUACGGUUACAGUCCCAGUAUGGUCACUAUACUAGUUCAUCAUAUCAAAAUGAUUUUAUUCAAAUUAUUGCUACAUUAACAAGACAACAUAUACUAGGUUCAAUUAAUACAUUUGGUUUUUACACUAUUAUGGUUGAUGAAACAAAGGAUUUAUCCAAAAAGAACAAAUGA
This is a messenger RNA of Macrosiphum euphorbiae (potato aphid), 594 nucleotides long. The record is from the annotation of a GenBank genome assembly. Lineage: Eukaryota; Metazoa; Arthropoda; Insecta; Hemiptera; Aphididae.